This is a messenger RNA of Megalops cyprinoides (Indo-Pacific tarpon), 2188 nucleotides long. It is a transcript of the gene sertad3, whose product is annotated as SERTA domain containing 3. Gene Ontology annotation, molecular function: transcription regulator activity. Bases 92 to 988 code for a protein of 298 amino acids. Gene Ontology annotation, cellular component: nucleus. The record is from RefSeq and is a predicted model, not a curated record. Lineage: Eukaryota; Metazoa; Chordata; Actinopteri; Elopiformes; Megalopidae. The transcript has 2 exons.
UGAAACUAAUGUGAUGGGCUGAGGAGGUUAAGACUUGACUGUAAUACAGAGGAAUUCGGGCUUUACCACCUGUAAGGAAGUGGAAAGAUAUAUGAAUGGUUCGAGUUUGAAAACGUGCCACACAUCGAACAGGUCAAGGAUGAUGGGCAAGGGCCUGAAGCGGAAGCUCCUAGACCCCCCUGAAGGGGGCAGCGUUGUGUACGAGAGCCAGCGGCAGUCCGUGCUGGACAUCUCCUUGGACAAGUUCCAGCACAGCCAGAUGAUGGUGGAGCCCAGCCUGAGACGCUCGGUGCUGAUCGCCAACACCUUGCGGCAGAUCCAGGAGGAGAUCCGACUAGAGGGCGCGACGCUGGCCCAGGUCAGGGCCCCCCAUCGCGCAGCCCCGGCAGUCCCGGAGCCCUGCCCCCGCGAGGAGGCUCCUCCAACCCGCCCACCCCCAGCGAGCCGCCCCCAGAGCGUGGAGGACGCCGGUGACGACUGGAUGGCCCUGUCUUCCGAAGAGGACUUCUCCUUGUCGUCAGCCAUCUCCUCCAUCCUGAAAGACCUGGACAUGGUGAUUGAUGGCGGCUCCACCCACAGCCCUCAGGCACCUCCGCGGACGCCCCUCGGGUCCAUCGAGAACCUGCCAGGGGACGCCGGCCCCAAGCUGCAGCAGCAGGAGUUGGUAGCCGGAGCUUGGAGGGCGGACAGGUGCACUGAAGGGUGCCGGCCCCCGGAGGGCGCCGUCUUCGGCAGCUUCGAGGUGAUGCGCUCAAGCUACCUGCGGGACGUCGCCCUGGACGACCUCUUCCUGGACAUCGACACGUCGGUGUACGAGCGGGAGACAAGCCCGCAGGGGGCGAGGACCGUCUCCAGCGCUGCAGGUGACGAGCUCCUCAAGUACCUGCCUGCUCUGUCCUCCCCAGCAGCCUCCCCCUUUUCCCUCAGCCAGAACGUGCGGGACCUGAAUGAGCUGGAGCACAUCAUGGAAAUUUUGGUGGGGUCCUGAGACUCCAAAGCCAGCGUUUACCUCAUUUUCCUGUGCAAGACUGAAAAUGGCGCAAAUGCAUUCACACAGACAUGGGGAAAAAUGACUAAUAUAUGCAGGCUUUUCACAGCAAAGCGAUCAAGUUGCCACUUCAUUUCCCAGUUCACUGUGGCAGUGGGGGUUAUGCAAGGUUUUGAUCAAUCACAAACAUUUAAUGAUCUUGUUAUAAAAAUGUACAUUUUUACAUACUAGAGACAUUUAGGGAUUUAAAUCUUGUGCCUUCUUAAGAGCUGUAAUCUAUUUUUUAUUUUAGCAUUUAGCUCCUUGUGAUAUACUUUUCUAAAAAGGUUUUAUUGAAGAUGGAUCAUGGAUUCAUAAGUACGAAUGUAGUGAAUUGUCCGCACCGUGUACAUAAUGAGGAGACUUGUAAAUAUUACAAGGGUCACUGGUCAAUUAAGGAGAUGUAGCAAAGGUCAAGGUCAUCCAAAAGGUUACCUUAUUGGGUUGCACCACAUCCUUCAGGUAACAGUCUUGUUAACCCAUGUAUAGUAGGGGAAAUGGUUAACCAACCACUGCGUUCUAGGAAAUGCUGAAAACACCGACAGUAUCUUCUGUGAAGAUUGAUAUAUAAUCAAGUUGGAAUUUUGGCUUGACCUUUGUGACCUGUAAGACUUACGGUUCCACACCUAACAGAGCUAGCUUUCUGAUAUACGUACUUCUUAGAGUUUCAGUAAGUAUUACGGAGCUAAGACUACCUCCUUUUACAAGACCCAAUCUCUCCAGGUCACCCGCAAUCAGUCCACAGAAGUCUAGUUAGUUUUCUUGCAUCUUGCUUAUCCUUCAGACUCAUUUCUCCACUGCAGACUCUCAAACAUCAAGCCACUUUAUAUUAUGUUUCCAGUAUUUUAUGAGUUAUGCAUUUGGCUGGCUUGCAAUAUAUACACCUACCUCAUUUUCUCCAGUUCCAUAAACCUCUUACCACAGGCAUCGGCCCUACUCGCUGCUUCCGCUUUGUAAAUCCAAGUUGUGCACUGUUGCCAAAUAUAUUGCUACCAACACGCAUACUGGAAAGGUAUGAAUUUACCUCCCACUGGUCAUUUGGCAGGAGACUGGCAUAUCCUCCUUCACAAGUGGACAUUUACUGCAAUAGACAUGACAAUGUAGCGAAUAUAGGUGGAUGCAUUAGCGCUCUCUCCCUACACGUUUUGCUUUGUAUUAAGG